Molecule: messenger RNA, 1917 nt
Organism: Parascedosporium putredinis
Lineage: Eukaryota; Fungi; Ascomycota; Sordariomycetes; Microascales; Microascaceae
Source: the annotation of a GenBank genome assembly
AUGGCUGCCCCCGGCGCAGGCCCCGACCCCGACCCGUGGGAUCGCACGGCGAUACACUCGGGGAACCAAUAUCUCCGCCACUUCCCCAUGAAGCAGCAAUGCGGAAUGUGUAACGGAGCCGUGUCCGCGAAUGACGUAUGCGUAGGUCUCGUCGGAAACGAUACCACAGCCACCCUCCAAACCCACACCGCGCAAUUCCUCGCCCCCGACGCCCACGACCGCACCCGCUCCGUCAACAACUGGGUCCUCUGCGCCCGCCGCACCUGCAAAAUCUGCGACUUCAACCCCGACACCACCGUCCUCCACCACGAGUGCUUCGCCCUCUGGAGGCACGUCGCCUGGCGCCGCCCCUGGGUCCGCAUGCACUGCCUGCCCCUGCCCGAGACGAGCCACAUCCCCUUGUCCGCCCUCGCCGUCGUCGCCGCCAAGUGCGGCCUUGCCGGCCUCGCUACCUUGCCCCAGGAGAUCCUGCAAGUCAUCCGCGCCCACUCGGCGUCCGCCCACCUCUGGAGGUACGUCGCCGGCCUCGGCCUCGCCGCCCAGCUAGAGGAAGCCGCCGCCGCCUCCUCCCGCCCAGACGCCGGCCUCUACGAGAUUUCCAUCCGCGACGUCGCCUCCUGGGAGCGCGGCAUGGACAGGCCUGUCGAGACCAGGAGCGGCAGCACCCCUCUUCCCGUCCUCCGCAUCGUCGUCGACGCGCAGGGCAUCCAGACCGUCGAGACCCUCACCAACGAGGACGCGCGGUACCGCCACAUCCGGUCCGACGACCGCUUCUUCAUCGUCACCGAAACCGCCGACCAGUACCUCGACGGCGUGACCGCCCUCUUCCAGGACGGCCUCAUGCGCCUGCGCAUCCCCCGAGCAGCCCAACCCCCACCUCUGGGACCUGCCCACGCCCCCAUCUUCCGCCCCUCCGUGCCCCUCCGGGACAAGACGGCGCCCCGCGUCGUCCACCUCCAGGAACGCGGCGUCAAGGAUUCCACCUCCCACAGCAUCGACCUCACCUCCGUCACGGGGCUCACUUUCCUCUUUGCCAACUACAUUGGCCUCGCUGCCAUCCACGGCCACACGGCCGAGAAACCCCACGCCACCAUCCCCCACGACAUCACUCCCAACGGCCUAUGCUGGGUCUAUGUCCCCAUCUCUAAAAACGACACCGUCCUAUCUCUCGAUCUCAGGGCGCGAGAACCCAACUUUUAUACCCAAUGGCCUUCUCUCCUGCUCCACACAGAACUCACCGGCCUCAACAUCUUCGGCACCUUUCUCAAAUCCGAAUUCCCUCCACCCCCUCGGCCGCCGCCCCUCCAUGCUCUUCUACACCCGCUCCCCCACGGCCACGUCAUCGGCAUGGGCACCGCCGCCCGCACCCGCGACCCCGUCAAGCGUCCCACCCCUCUCUCCCGCCCCGAGACCAUCGUCCCCAACUUCCUCGCCAUGGACCUCCUCAUCAAGUUUUCCUCCGCGCCCCUCGACGCCGUCCGCGUCGCCACCGUCUUCCACCACCCCGACCAGCCCCACCUGUGCCUCGGCAUCAUCUUCGACUACGAAAACGGCGGCAGCCGCGCCGUCGGCCAGUGCCGCCUCGGCCACGACGCCACCACCGUCCACCACCGGCCCACCCGCGUCUGCGUGCGCAACGUGCCCCAGCUUCACGAGGGUGAGCCCGAGCUCCAGUGGACCACCAAAGUCGCCUUCUCGAGCGGCUCCGAUCACUCCCACGAGAGCGGUGGGGGCGGAGGCGGAGGCGGAGGCGACGGCGAAGGCGACGGCGAUGGCAUGCGCUGCUUCUCCAUGAAGGACAGCGUCCUCGACUUUUGGUUCACCGCGCGCGAGUUCUGCAUCGAGAUCCGGAGGGACAACGAGGCCCCCGGCAGCAGCGACUGGGACUCUCAUUCCUAUGCCAUUGUAGAAACCUAG